Molecule: messenger RNA, 1095 nt
Organism: Indicator indicator
Lineage: Eukaryota; Metazoa; Chordata; Aves; Piciformes; Indicatoridae
Product: immunoglobulin superfamily DCC subclass member 3-like
Exons: 6
Biological process (GO): immune response; immunoglobulin production
Source: RefSeq, a predicted model, not a curated record
AUGUGGAGCCCCGAGGAGCUCCUCGAGUUUGUCUCUGCAGGGGCGCUGCUGUGCCCUGGGGUACCUGAGUUCGGGUCUUCUGAGGAGGGAGGAAAGCCACGUUUAACUGCACGGGCGCUCCUGCGCGCUUUGUACGAGCGUUUUCAGGCGGAAAGGCGACGCACUCCCGCAGGAAUCCCGCAGCUUCCAUUACACAACACCGAGCCAGAGCACAGCCAAUGCCCCCGCACUGCGGACCCAGCCGCCGCGGCCAGGCGCAGGCGCAGCACGUCAGGCGCGCGCGGGAGCACCUUAACCAUCACUGGGGUCCAAGCUGAGGACGAGGCUGUCUAUUACUGUGGUGGCUACGACAGCAGCAGUGGUGGCUAUGGCACCUUAACCAUCACUGGGGUCCAAGCUGAGGACAAGGCUGUCUAUUACUGUGAUGGCUAUGACAGCAGCAGUGGUGGCUAUGGUUCCCUGGUCCAGGCAGCUCUGACUCAGCCACCCUCGGUGUCAGCAAACCCAGCACAAACCAUCCAGAUCUCCUGCUCUGGUACUGGAGGCAAUGCUGUUGGCUGGUACCAGCAGAAGGUCCCUGGCACUGCCCCUCUCACUGUCAUCUACUGGAGUGACCAAAGACCUUCAGGCAUCCCUUCAUGAUUCUCUGGAUCCCUGUCUGGCUCCACAGGCACCUUAACCAUCACUGGGGUCCAGCUGUCUAUUUCUGUGGCAUCUGGGAAAGCAGUGGCAGUGGCUAUGGUCAAACAGAGUCAUGGCCACCCUCUCUCCUCUCCCUCUCCAGGUUCCCUGGUCCAGGCAGCUCUGACUCAGCCACCCUCGGUGUCAGCAAACCCAGGACAAACCAUCCAGAUCUCCUGCUCUGGGAGCAGUGGCAACUACUAUGGCUGGUUCCAGCAGAAGGUCCCUGGCACUGCCCCUCUCACUGUGAUCUACACUAAUGACAAGAGACCCUCAGGCAUCCCUUCAUGAUUCUCUGGAUCCACAUCUGGCACCACAGGCACCUUAACCAUCACUGGGUUGCAGGCUGAGGAUGAGGCUGUCUAUUACUGUGGCAGCUGGGACAGCAGUGGCAGCAGCUAUGGUGUCUGGUGA